GGAAUAAAAAGUAAUUAAUUAUUAAAUUAUAAGUUUAUUGAUGAAUUUAUGUGAACACCGACUACUAUAAAAUCUCGUUGCGGUGCCAAAAAGACGGAACUCGCGCAUUUUGUUCAAGCAUGGCAGCUAACUUCUGGACUUCAUCGCACUACAAACAACUCCUGGACCAAGAGGAGGUCGAUGUGGUGCAAUCGCUCGAUAAAGAUAGGGGCAUCACUCUUGAAGACUUCAAGCUCAUUAAGAUGCAUAUGGCUAAUUAUAUAUUGAAGUUGGCCCAAAAUGUGAAAGUUAGACAAAGGGUUGUUGCAACUGCUAUUACAUAUAUGAGACGUGUUUACACCAGAAAGAGUAUGACAGAAUACGAUCCACGAUUAGUGACUCCAACCUGCCUAUAUUUGGCUUCAAAAGCAGAAGAAAGCACAGUGCAAGCUAGACUUCUAGUGUUUUACAUUAAAAAAAUACAAUCUGAUGAAAAGUACAAGUAUGAGAUCAAGCAUAUAUUGGAAAUGGAAAUGAAAAUUUUAGAAGCCCUUGACUAUUAUUUGGUGGUAUUCCACCCUUAUCGUGCAUUGUCUCAGUUGCUCCAAGAUGCAGGCCUGAAUGACAUAAAUAUGACUCAAUUGACCUGGGGACUUGUGAACGACACCUACAAGAUGGAUCUAAUUCUUAUUCAUCCACCCUAUUUGAUAGCUUUGGCUUGCAUAUAUAUUGCUAGUGUGCUAAGAGAGAAAGACACAACUGCAUGGUUUGAAGAACUUCAUGUCGAUAUGAACGUGGUCAAGAAUAUCUCAAUUGAGAUAUUGGACUUCUAUGAAAACCACAGAACGAUAACUGAGGAGAGAAUUAUUUCAGCUCUUGGCAAGCUACCAAUGAAGUCGUGAACGUGAAACAGAUAGUAGUUCCUUAAAAAAAUUGUCAUAUCUUGGCAAGCUAGGUUCUAAUAUGUGAAUACACAACGGUUGUUAUCUCAAGGAAUUUGUCCCAACUCUAUGCUUAUCAAGGCUCAUGCGUAGCCAAGGAAUAAAAUCUGGAUGGCAAUAUAGUGAACAAGAUUUUGGCUAUAUUAUAUAUCGAUAAAAUAUCAAUAUCGACGUGUAUUUUUAUAAAUGAAGAAAUUUAUUAAAGUUUGUAGUUAAGAUAUGUUUGCAUGAAGUUGCCAGAGAAACGUACAUAGUGAAUUCUCUUGAUUGUGCCUAUGCUUGAUUUUAAAAAGCGAAGUACGUGAUAAAGUUGGAGUCUGGAAAGAAAACUUGUAUCUUCAAAAGAUCUUGAAUCUUUGAAGGUGGUGAUCGGCUUUAAAGGAACUUCAAAUUUCGAAAGUGGUGGUCGACCUCAAAGAAACUUCGAUCGUUGAGGUGGUGGUCGGCUUCAAGCUCUAGUUCUGAAAAAUUUUCUUGUAUUUUAUGUCCAUGUUCAAUUGAAAAACUCCCUAUUUAUAGGGUCGGUGGGCUUUGUUGAUCUAACAUCUGACUAAAUUUUGAGUAUUUUUUGGAUUGAAUUGUUUUCAAGA
This is a messenger RNA of Cucumis sativus (cucumber), 1510 nucleotides long. RefSeq names its product cyclin-C1-1. Gene Ontology annotation, molecular function: cyclin-dependent protein serine/threonine kinase regulator activity. The transcript is spliced from 9 exons. Gene Ontology annotation, cellular component: mediator complex; nucleus. The record is from RefSeq and is a predicted model, not a curated record. NCBI's taxonomy places the organism in Eukaryota, Viridiplantae, Streptophyta, Magnoliopsida, Cucurbitales, Cucurbitaceae. The coding region runs from base 120 to 881 and encodes 253 amino acids. Gene Ontology annotation, biological process: positive regulation of transcription by RNA polymerase II.